GGUUAUUACAGCCUGCGACGGUGCUGCGGCAUAGAGAGAGCCUGAUAGGCGACCGCCUGAUCACCGCGCCUGAGGUGGUAGCCGUGGGCCUGGCUCACGGCGGGAGCAGCGCUGAGGGUCUUGCGGAGGCUAAGGCGUGAGAUCCAGCCCCGCGAGGCCUCCCGACAUGGAGGUCGAGAUGGGCCAGCCGGCACAGCCCCAACAGGAGGAGGCCUUCGAUCUUGAGGCCUAUGCCGCCAACUACUCUGGCCACGCACGCAUCUCCCGCCUGCUCUUUGCCGCCGACCAGAGCGCGGGCAAGCCGCUGGAGCUGGAGGCGUUGAAGCUGGCGGCAGACGCGCUGAAGCGGACUGACGAUACCCAGCGGUACGCCGAGGUGAUAGAGCGCAUCGGUGGGAGGGCCGGCCCGCAGUACGCGCUGGACAGCGAGUGGAUAGAGCGAACGGAGCGGGCCUCGGAGCAGAAGCAAGACAGGCUGGAGUCGGAGCUGGGCGUUUACAAGAGCAACCUGAUUAAGGAGAGCAUCCGCAUGGGGCACAACCAGCUGGGGGACUUCUUCUACUCCCGUGGCGACCUGCAGAGCGCCUUCAAGCACUACAUGCGCACCCGGGACUACUGCACCACGGGGCGCCACAUCAUCCACAUGUGCCUGCAGGUGGUCAGGUGCAGCAUCGAGCUGGGCAACUACAUCCACCUGUCCAACUAUGUGCAGAAGGCGGAGACGACGCCCGAGGCGCAGACCGACCCGAUUGUGAUGUCCAAGCUGGCGGCGGCCUCCGGGCUGUACUGCCUGGAACAGGGGCGGUACAAGGCGGCCGCCCUCAAGUUCACAGAGGCAACGCUGGCGGCGGCGGCGGGGCUGCAGCAGCAGGCAGCAAGCAACGCAGCGGCGGACGUCGCGGUCUACGGCGCGCUGUGCGGCAUGGCAGCGCUGACCCGCGCUGAGCUGUCGGCCCGCCUCGUGCGCAACGUGGCGUUCCGGGAGCUGCUGGAGGCGGUGCCGGAGGUGCGGGAGGCCCUGUCUGACUUCUACGCCUCCAACUACACCUCCUGCCUCAACCACCUGGACAGGAUGAGGCCCCAGCUGGCGCUGGACCCGCACCUGCACGACCACGUGGCCCCGCUGUACCAGGCGGUACGCAACAAGGCGCUCACGCAGUAUGCCGCCCCCUUUGCUGCCCUGGACCUAAAUGGCAUGGCCGCUUUCUUCAACACCAGCGUGGGCGGUCUAGAGAAGGAGCUGGCGGCGCUCAUUGGCAGCCAGCAGAUCAAGGCGCGCAUCGACAGCCACGCCAAGGUGAGGCGGGGGGCCGGGACAGGCAGGGCUGCAGGGCAGCUGGCCGCAGGAGCGCGCUGGCCAGCUUCGCCCUGUCCUGCAGUCGUGGGCUGCCGCCGCCGAGCAACACUGCCGCCCCUCGUCCUGCUGCCCUCAUCCCCUGGCACGGCGUACACGUGCUGUUGCGCUCCCUGGCUUGACGCGGCGCUCAGCUAG
Chlorella variabilis is the source of this 1492-nucleotide messenger RNA. RefSeq lists its product as hypothetical. The record is from RefSeq and is a predicted model, not a curated record. The transcript has 13 exons. The coding region runs from base 167 to 1492 and encodes 441 amino acids. NCBI's taxonomy places the organism in Eukaryota, Viridiplantae, Chlorophyta, Trebouxiophyceae, Chlorellales, Chlorellaceae. Gene Ontology annotation, cellular component: COP9 signalosome.